This is a messenger RNA of Phasianus colchicus (ring-necked pheasant), 4040 nucleotides long. It is a transcript of the gene PPIL4, whose product is annotated as peptidylprolyl isomerase like 4. Gene Ontology annotation, cellular component: nucleus. Gene Ontology annotation, molecular function: RNA binding; peptidyl-prolyl cis-trans isomerase activity. The record is from RefSeq and is a predicted model, not a curated record. Gene Ontology annotation, biological process: protein peptidyl-prolyl isomerization. NCBI's taxonomy places the organism in Eukaryota, Metazoa, Chordata, Aves, Galliformes, Phasianidae.
CAGCCUUCCAUCAACGCACGCUCGGUGCGCAGGCUGGGAAUAAGCCGGCGACGGCUCCAAGGCUCGCACAGUAGCGCAGUACCGCCGGCACGGGACCCAGCCCGCCGCCGACCCCAGGCGCCCUGAGGAGCCCGGGGAGCGGGACCUCCUCCGCGCCGGCAGGGGGCGUCCCCGCGGCGGGCAGGGCCGGAUCGGGCCGGGCUGGCGGAGCGGGAGGCGGCCAUGGCUGUGCUGCUGGAAACCACGCUGGGCGAUCUGGUGAUCGACCUCUACACGGAGGAGCGGCCCCGCGCUUGCCUGAAUUUUCUGAAGCUCUGCAAAAUCAAGUACUACAACUACUGUCUUAUUUAUAAUGUGCAGAGAGACUUUAUCAUACAGACGGGUGACCCCAUGGGAACUGGACGUGGAGGUGAAUCUGUAUUUUGUAAGCUGUAUGGUGAUCAAGCUAGAUUUUUUGAGGCAGAAAAAGUGCCAAGAAUUAAGCACAAGAAAAAAGGAACAGUGUCAAUGGUGAACAACGGCAGCGAUAUGCAUGGAUCACAGUUUCUUAUUACAACAGGAGAAAACCUGGAUUAUCUGGAUGGUGUGCAUACGGUAUUUGGAGAAGUGACUGAAGGCAUGGAUGUAUUGAAGACAAUUAAUGAAACCUUUGUGGAUAAAGAUUUUAUCCCAUAUCAAGAUAUCAGGAUAAAUCAUACAGUAAUUCUGGAUGAUCCAUUUGAUGAUCCACCUGGCUUGCCUAUUCCUGAUCGCUCACCAGAGCCUACUAAGGAACAGCUCGAUAGUGGAAGAAUAGGAGCAGAUGAAGAAAUUGAUGAUAUGAAAGGACGGUCUGCAGAUGAAAUAGAAGAAGUUCAGGCAGAAAAAGAGGCAAAAACUCGUGCCAUUCUUCUGGAAAUGGUGGGAGACUUACCAGAUGCAGAAGUCAAGCCACCAGAAAAUGUGCUGUUUGUUUGUAAACUGAAUCCUGUGACCACAGAUGAAGACCUAGAGAUAAUAUUUUCACGAUUUGGUCCAAUUAAAAGCUGUGAAGUGAUUCGAGACUGGAAGACUGGUGAAUCUCUUUGUUAUGCUUUCAUUGAGUUUGAAAAGGAGGAAGACUGUGAGAAAGCCUAUUUCAAAAUGGACAACGUGCUGAUAGAUGACAGACGGAUACAUGUGGAUUUUAGCCAGUCUGUUGCAAAGAUUAAGUGGAAAGGAAAAGGUGGGCAGUACACCAAGGAUGAUUUCAAAGAGUAUGAAAAGGAACGUGAUAAACAUUCAAAAUUUGCUCUAAAAGAGAAGGUGAAACCAAAGCAGGAUGCCAAGUAUGACCUUGUGCUAGAUGAGGAAGAAGAAGAAUCUCAAACAAGUCAGUCACACUUGGCUAAAAAACAGAAGAAGAAAAAGCACUACCACUCUGAAGACGAAGAAGAUGACAAGAGGACCAAAAAAUACAAGGAUUCUGAUCGAAAACAUGAAGGAGAACGCUCUAGAGAGAAGAUGAAGAGUGCGAAGAAAGACAGGCAUCGGAGUCGCAGCCGAUCUCAAGAGAGAAGUUACAGCAAACAUAAAGACAAGUACAGAGAAGAUGUCCGAAUAAGGGACUGGGAUAAAAAGAGAGACAGAAGCAGAAGUCCUAAGAAAUCAAAAGACAAAGAGAGGUCUAAGUACAGAUGAUGAAGAAGCAGGAGAUAUGAAGGAACUAAAAUAGUGUUUUCUUCCUGCAUGUACAACAUGCUGUCAUAUGACUGUGCAAAUUCAAAGCAGCUACAUUCUGUCAGCUGUUUGGCCUUACAAUUCUUUGAAUUCCCAGUGUAUGACUUGGAGUAAGGCUUGAUUCCUAAAAAGUUUUUUUUAAUAAAAUGUUUAACAUUAGUGGAAUGAUUUGAGUCUCCAAUAAGGAAUGUUGUCUAAAGCUUUUUGGAAAUGUAAACACGUGCUAUCGUGUGAGUUGCCUACUGAAGGGAUUGGAGGACAUGCUUCCUUUCUGCAAGGAGAAUGUACUUGUUUUUCAGCACUCUCAGAUGCUUGGUAAAGGAGUAUGAUAGAGGACCUGGGAAUCAAAACUGUUAUGUGCACGCUUCGUCUAAAAAGUGAUCUGAUACCAUUUGCGCGAGUGCUCAGAGUUCUGUUUCCUUCUUUUAAAAUUAAGAGUUACAGGUUGCCUUAGUCCUGACAGCUCUCACUUGCUGAGAACUGUGCAGCAGUGCUUAAAGGCAUUGAAGUGCUGCACUGCUGCUUACAAGGGUAUUGGAAGUGCUGCGCUGUACUAAAUCAUUUGCACUUGCUCAGUUGUUACAUAGAUCCCUUCCUUGGCUGUGUGGCAUUAUUGGAAGAUGCUUCUCAAAAUGUAAAGGUUCACUUGUUACUUGGCACAGCUGCAGUGUUGAGGAUCUUGAGCUCAGUCAUGUCAGGGCAUCCACCUGUUGUGAUGUCAGGCAAGUUAUGCUGAGGGGAUAAGAAAGAAGAAAGUGAUCAUCUCCAGGAAGGCAGAAUUUGUAACUUGCACUGCACUUGCCAAAGCCAAAAUGGGAUUAAUUUUCAGAUCUGGUGGCAGAAGUGGAUCAGUUAAUAAAUCUUCAACUACAAAGGAAUGCAGGUAAUGUUAUCAGAGUCUGGGUCUUACUGAAAGUCAGCAGGCUUUUAAAUGUCCAGUUUACUCUGAUAUACAAGAUCUGGAUAUUUAAGCAGUAUUAUUCAGUUUGCUUACAUUUUAAGAAAUGUAAGAGAAAGAUCUUGUGCUGAUAAGAGGGAAAGAGCAGCUAAGGUUGCAGCAUUCAUCAUUUCUUCCUCCAUGAAAUGUGUGGUGACUCGGAGGAGUCUGGUCUGGUGAAUAAAUUUAACUUUUGUGGUUGUGGUUUUGCUGUAGUGUCUGAUUCUGUAGUAGGUGUGUAAUAAGUUUUUGUAGGUGGGUACCUCUCAUUGGAACUUGAUUUGAAGUACAAAACCAAACCCUAAAAUACUUGGUGGACAUGAAAAAUCACAACAUGCUGGUCUGCCCUGGAGGCCAGGAGCAGUUCUACUCUGCUUGGUGAGUGCAUUUGAAUGCACUGUGUGCAGAAAGUAGAUUUUGAACCAACAAACUCCAAUGGGAAGGCUGCUGCUGAAGGAACAAAAGAAAUUUACUCCAUGGCAGAAGAUUCUGACUAAGCUGGCUAGGCCAGAUGCCUACAGCAUUCAGACUAAACUGACAAGGAUACUGAAGGGUAUUGUGUACAGAAACAACUGCGUACCCUUUGGUUUGUAAAGAUUAAGUGUAUUUGGCUUAAGAGGCUGCCUUUGCUAAUUCUCUCCUUUCUAACUUCUGGAGCAAGGAACUAGAAAUUCAUUUUUCAUAACUGUGUCUAAGUUAUUGGGGGCUUGCAUGGAAGCCUGCUCUUGGGACCGUCUCGGGGUCUGGGGCUGAGUGCUGCACACUGUUCUCAUCAAGACUUCUGCCUUCAAAAGAAGGUUUCCAUAGAACCCCACAAGACCAAGACGUGAUGCAUUUGGAGUAGUGUUGCUGAGGCAGUAGAUUUUCAUAUGUUCUUCCUGCUUUGUUAAAGAAAUGACGUUUGUGCUGGCAUGUUGUCCUCUGUUCUUCUUUUUUGGUGGCACAUUAUUAACAUAGAAAACAUUGACCUAGGUUGACAGGGAAGUGGAGGCGCUGAACAGUUAGGUUCUUGCUGUUUUGCGGAACUGACAGUCAUAGUAAAGAAAGGUUCCACUCUGAGGAAAAAGCUGGAUUCUUGCUGGAACCCCAAGAAUCCCUUCACAGAAAAGGUGAUAAAUAUGACUCAGUGGCAUGAAGAGUUUUGGCAGCCCUUCAUAUGCCUCAGUAGACCCCCCACACACCUGUGGGGUGUAGGAGCAUCUUAAGGUAUGAAAACACCCAAUUCCUGGAAAAUGUGCUCUCUUCUCAGCAGCACGAAUGGCUUCUUCUCUACCAACAGGCAAAAGCUUAAGAUCUAGAAGUUUAUACAAAUAGUGUAUGGAAAUAAAUGGUUACUUCUGCGUUGGUGACCAAGGAGUCUUCAGAAACAAAGCUUAAAAAAAAAAAAAAAAAAAAAAAAAAAAAA